This is a messenger RNA of Pneumocystis jirovecii RU7, 942 nucleotides long. RefSeq lists its product as uncharacterized. The record is from RefSeq and is a predicted model, not a curated record. Lineage: Eukaryota; Fungi; Ascomycota; Pneumocystomycetes; Pneumocystales; Pneumocystaceae. Gene Ontology annotation, cellular component: mitochondrial inner membrane. Bases 1 to 942 code for a protein of 313 amino acids. The transcript is spliced from 9 exons. Gene Ontology annotation, molecular function: phosphate transmembrane transporter activity. Gene Ontology annotation, biological process: mitochondrial phosphate ion transmembrane transport.
AUGGUAAAAUCAAAGAAUGUAGAAGCUUUACAAAAACCGCAAGGCAUUGAUCUUUAUGCUCGUUAUGCCUUUGCUGGUGCAGUAUGUUGUGCUGUGACACAUGGAGCUCUUACUCCUGUUGAUGUUGUUAAAACUAAGAUUCAACUUGAGCCUACCAUUUAUAAAAAUAUGUUUAGUGGGUUUCGGCAUAUUGUUCGCAAUGAAGGAAUAGGAACACUUCUUACUGGUUUUGGGCCCACAUUUGCAGGUUACUUUUUGCAGGGAGGAUUUAAAUUUGGUGGCUACGAAUUCUGGAAACAGCGUGCAAUUGAUUAUUUUGGAAUUGAAACGGCUACAAAUAAUCGUACAGCUAUAUAUCUUGGAUCGUCUGCGGUUGCUGAAUUUUUUGCUGAUGUUGCUUUAUGUCCACUUGAAGCAACUCGUAUUCGUCUUGUUUCUCAACCUACAUUUGCGACUGGUCUUGUUCCUGGAUUUGUUAAAAUUCUCAAAAAUGAAGGCGUUCCUGCUUUUUAUAGCGGAUUUGGUCCUAUUCUUUUUAAACAAAUUCCAUAUACUAUGGCUAAAUUUGUUGUUUAUGAGCGUGUAGCUGAAUUGAUUUAUUCUUGCAUACCAACGCCUAAGAAUAAACUUUCUUCUGGCACAACUACUUCUAUUAAUAUUGCAUCUGGUUUGGCUGCUGGUGUUGCUGCUGCUAUUAUUUCUCAGCCUGCUGAUACUCUUCUUUCAAAAAUUAAUAAGGUUCAAGCAUUACCGGGUGAAACAACUACAUCUCGCCUUAUUAAGUAUGCCAAAGAACUUGGUGUUCGUGGAUCAUUUACAGGACUUGGUGCUCGUAUUGUAAUGGUUGGAAUUCUCACUUCUGGUCAAUUUGCUAUAUAUGGUGACAUUAAAAAGGCUAUUGGCGCAACAGGAGGAGUUGAGAUAUAUCCUUCUAAAACUUAA